AUGCAGCCCUGCUCUGCUGACAUGGCGCGGGUCCUAGCUGCACAGCUUCCGCCGAGCAGGGGCGCCGUGUGGCCCCAUGGGCAUUCGCGUGCAGAGGCCGCCCGCUGUACACUUCCAUUGGCCUCAGCCCGGCCUCAGCGGCCUUGGCCGUGUCUGCUUUUGAGAAAAGGCGCGGUUCCUCGCUCCUCUUCUGGCCGACGGGAGGUGCUGAACAAAUUACUUGAUUUGGGGCUCCAGGGCCUCUUGACCCUCAGCACGGUGGCGCUCUUCUUCGUGUGGGCUGGGAGCACGGCCUUCCAACGGGGGCUGGUAGAGCUGUCUGUGCAGCUCUUUGACGCAGCAUCCGCUGUGGGCUACCCAUCCGCUUUGCUUUGGCAGAGGGGCAUCUCUUUGUACUACUCAGGCCGCUACGAAGAUGGGGCGGCACAGUUUCGCAAGGACGCGGAUGUUAAUUCCAGCGACACGGAGGAAGCGGUCUGGGCCAUGUUGUGCGAAGCGCAAACCUUCGGCUUUGCUUCAGCCCAGCAGCGGAUGAUGGGGGUCGGGAAGGACCCCAGGUCCAUCAUGCGGCUCGUGUCGGAGCUUUUCGAAGGCGCCGAGGAUGCGAAGCGUCAACUGGAAGCCAUAGCAUCUGUGUCACCUGGGGACAAAGACUCCUUCUAUUCGGCACUGUACUUGGGUCUUUUCGAGGAGUCACAAGGACACGACCAGACAUCCCUGCAAUGGAUCCGACGUUCACUUGAUACCCGUUACGCUGAAGGCAGCUUCGAUUACAUGGUCGAUGCGCAGCGAGAUUCGGCACAGCGGCUGAGGGCCGGUGCCCGCCGCCUGGAGGACUCCCGACGGACGGCUUUGGAGGCUCUCGUGGCACUGAGGGAGGCCGAGAGCAUUGGCAUGGACGUGAUGUCCGAGCUCACCGACCAGCGGGAUGCACUGAAGCGGACGAAGGUAAGUGUGGAACGAUCCAGCCCAGGCAGGGGCGGCCGUCGGGGCAUUCCGGCCGUUGCCAUGGCCUGGAACGCUGCGGAAAUCCGGGAAUGGGCCGCACGCGAGUGCCUUUCGAGGCGCAUUGCGGCGAAGGCUGAAGAGCUUGAAGACUUGGGUGGUCUCAAGGCCAUCACUGACAGCUGGCUAUGUGCGAAUGGAGUGACUCUUCUGCCAGCGCGCUCGCGCGCCCUGACGGCGGCGAAGGCGGCACUCCAUCCAAAGAAGAAGGCCUUCAGGCUUGGCCGAAGGGGUGUCAUGUUUCUCGAAGCCCAAGAUGCGGAAGUUUUCCAGCGCCGCCGACCCGGCCGGCAGUGCCGGCAGCCUGAGGUCACAGAUCAAGUCGUGGAACGCCGCCGGCCACACCGGCGUGUAAACCGCAACAAGAAGGAGUCUCGCCCUUUGAAUGGGCUCCCUCAGCGGAUUGAGGAGGAGGAGACAGACGCGGAACUGGGGACGGGGACUACUGAGAGACCCACUGAGCCAGCAAGUAACCAAAAGUCAUGUUUCACCAGCACUUCUGGCAGUGCUACACCACCUGUUCCGUCUUCGGAGACGUCGUUCUGGUGGACCUUGCUCUGCCGGACGUUCCAGGUCUUCACCCCCGAAAUGGCGGUUCAAGGGCCAUUGAUGAACAUGCCCGUAUAG
This is a messenger RNA of Symbiodinium sp. CCMP2456, 1632 nucleotides long. Lineage: Eukaryota; Dinophyceae; Suessiales; Symbiodiniaceae. The record is from the annotation of a GenBank genome assembly.